This is a messenger RNA of Patella vulgata (common limpet), 4685 nucleotides long. Its product is annotated as carbohydrate sulfotransferase 11. Bases 410 to 1627 code for a protein of 405 amino acids. Gene Ontology annotation, biological process: carbohydrate biosynthetic process. The record is from RefSeq and is a predicted model, not a curated record. The transcript has 4 exons. Lineage: Eukaryota; Metazoa; Mollusca; Gastropoda; Patellidae. Gene Ontology annotation, molecular function: sulfotransferase activity. Gene Ontology annotation, cellular component: membrane.
GCGUGGUGGCCUUCACAGAGUCUCCUCGUAGGUUGGGAUUGUUAAAUAUUAUAGAGAAUUCAUAUCUUGUAGUUUGUGACGGACGUAUGUGAACCGUUUGCUCUAUGAUCUGGCUAACUUUUGUUUAGUCUUUGUCGUUGUUGCGAAACGACCGUCGGGGAGAGGAGAACGUUUGAAUGUUUUGUGUUCAAAAUUAAAAUACAUACUUUGUAUAACUCACAUGUGUCUAGUAAAACAACCCGACCGUGACUCUGGCUGAUUUCAGUAUGACUUCACCUCGGAAUAGAUCAUUCGAUGUAUUCUCGUUUAAAUUUGGAUAUUUUACUCAUAUUUUGUGACUAGACAACUUAAUAUAUGGCGUUUUGAAAUGGAUGUCACAACGAGAGGAUGGGAUUCUUAAUUCUGUUGAAUGUUUAUCUUUAAACAAGCGAGGAAUGAUCGCCGAGUAAUCCACGGCAGUAAAAACAGUAAAAUGUUCCGAAAUGUGGUGACGUGUGCCAAAAUUCUCCUCUUUCUUCUCAAUUUAUGGGUUUUAUCCAUCGUGCUGGUCGUAGUUUUAGGGAAAUGGCAGAUAUUUGAAACACGAGAAAUGACCCAACCCUAUGAUACUUCACAUCUUAUCGUCAUGAGGGAGUUAAAAGAAGAUGGCGACCGGAAGUUACCAGGGCCAUCAGCAGCAAAAUCAAAUCAGCCUCCUCCAGAAAUACCAAAUGCUCCAGUUAAAAAGGAAGUGAAUACCGAACUUCAUUUCGCCCCGUCUCUAACGGAAGAAGAAGAUAGAAUACAUACGAUGCGACAUUGGUGCAAAAAACUCCGUCCAAAUCUUCCGACCGCUGAUCUCAUUCCGUCUGUGAAACUCCAACAAAUACUCGUGGACGAUAAACACAAACUCCUUUACUGUCAAAUUCCUGGAGUGGCUCAAAACGAUUGGAGAAAAAUUCUCGUGUUUUUGUCUGGAGCGGCCAAAGUUAAGAGCCAUUUGGACAUUUCGGUCAGCGAUGUCCAUUCCAAAUAUAGCAAACAAUUAAAAAGAUUAAGUGAUUUUUCGGCUCCGGAAAGGAAGAAACGAAUCGAUAAAUAUUAUAAAUUUUCUUUUGUUCGCGAUCCUUUAGAAAGACUAUACUCCUCUUAUGAUAAUAAAUUUAAAGCGAAAUGGAGUACUUACUUCCAUUUGAGUUUUGGAAAAAAAAUCAUUCAAAAAUACAGAAAGAAGCCAUCGAAAGCGUCACUUCAGAAAGGAAAUGACGUAAUGUUUCGAGAGUUUGUACAAUACGUCAUCGAUGCUGAUGAUAAUGAAGAAAAUUUAAAUGAACACUGGGAACAAUUUUAUAAACAAUGUCAUCCAUGUUUAAUUCCAUACGAUUUUGUAGGAAAAUAUGAAACUUUAAACAAGGACAUAGACCAUGUAUUAAAAGCUAUCAAAGUGCGCGGCAACAUCAAAGGUUCAUUAGUGGCUAGUAACUAUACUUACCCCAAACAGACUUUAACGGCAGCUUAUAAAACUGUGCCAUUGAACAAUUUACAUAAACUGUGGAAGAUGUACUAUCCUGACUAUAAUCUAUAUAGUUAUCCUUUCCCAUCCUUAUUGACGGAGCUAAUCAAAAAGAAGGAUUACACCGAUUACUAAAACAAGUUAAAUUGUGAGAUUUUAAAACAGGGUGUGGACUGAGUAUUUAUGGGCCCCUCGGACCAAAUAGUUUCCUUCGGUUCCCAUUGCCGUGAAGAAUACGUGACCAGCUCGAUUCGUCUUUCUCGGGCCGUCGGGCCCAGUCUGCCUUAUUUUAAAAAAUGAGGGUUCAUUUUUAUGUUUUAAUUAUCAUAGGAUUUUUUGAAAUUAUUACCGGUUACGUUGUUAUUGCCUUUUGUAUAUUUUAAGGCGCUCUUUCCUUUGAAAGUGUAUAUUUAUAUUUCACCGUUAUUAGUUCUGUAAUCUGCACCGCUUUCAGCAUAAUAUCUGUGAUAACUAAAUAGUCCUAGAAUUUGAAUAUUGUAAAACACACAUGUAUAACACGCACCCCUUUUCGUAACUCCCAGAUUUUCAGGAAAAUCUGAUAUUCUCUUGUACAAUGCCCAGGUAAAAUUUACCGUUCGUCAUCAAUUUACCUUACGCACUGUAUGGACCACGGAUCUUAACUCUCAGGGGUUAUUUUACGUGCACGCCAAUGCGUGCAAUGGACCUCGGUUUUCGUCUCAUCCAAACGACAAGGCGCUGUCCUUGCCAGGCCCUUUGUCCUGUAACAAUGUCAACGGGAAGCCACACCGCCCUAUGCCGGAUAAAGACAUUCAUAUAUUUAUUAAUUAGACGGCUUGGUAGUUUCCGUCCGAUAUACGUGUUUUGUUUUAGCGUGUCAUUUGUUUAUUUCGCUUGUAGAUUUGACUGUCGAUAAAUGUGGUUGUUUUUGUUUUUUUCGUUUUGUCGGAUUUCUUGUCAAAAAAUCGACUAUUUGUGCACUUAGUAUUAGUUGUCUGCAUCCGUCUUGGUAAUUUAUUAUCUCUAUUUCUAUUUUUGUAUUAUUGUUUUGUUUUUAGUAGCAACCGCUUUCCUAUUAUUGCGUUACUUCUGGCCGGGAUCUAAUAAUCAUGGUUACAGUAACCAUAGUAACGAUCUCUAUGUUAAAAUGAUGUUAUGUUAAUUGAUCAAUGCACAAAAUGCAAAAAGAGUGUGUAAUAGGAUUCGAUAAUGUGGAUAAUAAUUUGUUUAUCUGUCGGAUAACUCUCUUGAAGAUGCAUUGUGUAAGAGCUAAAUCUGUCUAUUUGAAAACUUCAAACACCCAUAACUUUGCUGUGGAUAAAGUAAUUUUCAAUACAUCCAUUGGUCGUUAUCCAUGGUUGAACUAUUAUAACAAGAACGGCCAGCUCUUUAACUAAAUCUUACAUCAUGCAUCUUUAAUAUUUGGAACAAGCAACUAUACCCAAAUCGGAAUAUUAUUCGUUACAUUUUGAAAUCCUAUUUUAUGUUUCUGCCGACAUAAUCUUUUUUAAGGUGUUUGCCAAAUAUUAUAUAGAUAUUGUUAUUUUUUACCAAAUUUUAUAAGUUGUACAUAAUUAUUUUUAUACGUGAAUCUGCAUAAUAUUUUAUUGAUGAUUGAUUGAUUAUUGAUUUAUUGAUGAUUUAUUGAUUAUUGAUUUAUUGGUUUAUGGAUUAUGGUAUUCGUAUUUAAUAUAAUCCUUUGUAAUGCCAACGAUCACAGAGACGUUUAUGCCGAGUGCGAACACGUACGCGACCUCUCUGAAUUUCCGCGUGAAUCAUAGUUCGUACUGAAAGCGACGAUACGCGCGGAAAUUCGCGGAUGACAAUGACCCAUUGACCAUGAAGGUCUUUUGAUUGACUGGUGAAAACUGACCGAGCGAACUGAUCCAAACAAAUUUGCCCUGGAGACAAUCUCCUUGGUUUUCCACGCAAAUAAAAUUUCGACCGCGUUCAUAUAGUAGUUAAUCAAUCGAAUGCGAUCGCCGCGUUCGCGUUUUUAUUAAUUUAUUGUUUUAUUAAGUUUGCUGGAACAAACUAACCAGCUCGUGUAAUUCAUUAUCGGUAAAUGCUCAUAUCUCGAAUAUAUGUUCGGAGCGGGAAAACGUCAUAUUUGUUAUGUUUAAGAUUAACCAAUGUGCCUUAUAUUCAAGAUUUUGUUUUUUAAAAUUAUAUAUAAAUAAAAAAAAAUUAUAUUAAAAUAUUUAUUUAAGUAUGAAUUACACAUCAUAAAAAACUGGUAUUGCUCAAAUUGUCUCAAGAACGUUUAAAGAAUAAACUGUUUGCCAUUUUAAAGAUAUAUUUCCUCAACAGUCUUGGUCCUAAUUACACCAAGGAGGGCGGAGAACUAUAUUUCCUACCCAAAACAUUAUGUCUUCAACAAAGUGUUUUUGUUUAGUUUGACUUAUUGACACAUAGGUCUAUCAAAAGGAUCAGUUAUAAACAUUACAAUUUUAAACAUUACAGCGAGUUUAUAUUAAUCAAGCAUUAUGCAAAAGCUAAAUCUGCCUAUUGCAGAUCUUUCUUUAGGCCUGAAAUGUUAUCUAAAUCAUUAAUUAGACAUUAAUUAACUUACCAAAGCAAUAAUCAACUCUUGAUGCCAUCGGAUGCCUGCGACAUUUAGUGGAUUCAAAUAUUUUUCUGGUGGAUGCGGUUACUGUAAAAUUGGAUAACCGAGAUUUUGUUUAUUAUCGUAACAACGAUAGUAAUGACGAUCGAGGCCGGCCUAAAAUUCUUUCGCUAAUAUCUAGGUCCAGAGUGAAGUAAUUUGGCUGAAAUUUUCAGCAUAGUCUAGUUUUGAACUUUUAUAGCUUUUAUCCAAUCUUUAAUAAAUAACGUAAAUGAAUAAAGAUAAUUGUUUUUUGACAAUCUACAAAGUUUUAUGUAACGGCUGUUAUAGCAGUUUACUCGCAUGACAAUGAAUUGGCGAUCGUCGGCGUUACCAAGCAACGACUCGUUAUGAACGACAUGCUCUAUAAAUGACCUAAUUAUGCUGGAGGGAAUAUAUCUAUGACCUGAUUAAGCUUGAGGGAAUAUAUCUUUAAGGAGGAUCUGUGACCUUAUUAUGUUGGAGGGAAUAUAUCUUUAAGGAGGAUCUAUGAAAGAUGGUAUAUUAUCUUAUGUAAAUACUGUAAAUAAAGAGGGAUUACUCAUAGUGCAAUUGUUGGAACAAAAACAUGAAAUGUAUGUUAAAAUAAAAGAAAUAUUGUAAACUGGA